AUGAUAUCCUCCUCUUCUCGAUCGUCCACGGCGAACCCGCGCUCUGAUUCUCCUCACAUGAACUCUAACUCGAGCAUCCGACCCAGAAAGCAGCGACCCAGUCUGCUAGACGACCAGCAACAAGAGCUUACGAGUGCCUCUGGGAGCAGAGCAAGCAGCAGAGAGGGACGGCGAGGCGCCAGCCCUAUUCCGCAGAAACACCCAAGCCGGAAGAGUGUUCUCGCGGAAAGAGAGAGGGAUGGCCAGACGGUGAGGGGCUAUCUGGCCCCGGGGGGCAAUAAGAAUGGAUGGGGGAGUUUGAGUGCCGGUAACUCCAGAUCCGCGAGUCCUGCUGCGGGAGGAGGCUUGUGGAAUACUGGUUGGAUGACUAGUGCCCUCCAACAGGUUGCUACUUCGGUUUUGGGAAGCAUGUCCCCGGAGGAGGAGGCAGCUGGUCACGGAUAUGGAGGAGCCAAGGGGAAGGUCAGGCGGCGAGCGGGCAGUGGAGCAACGAAGAGGGCUACGCUUGAUCAAUGGGGCGUCGAGCCGGACGCGGGGAACAACUUGCAGGAAAGGGAAAUCGGAAUUGGGAGCACCCAAGAGCGAGAAGCUGCAGUGAGGGCGAAGAAGACGCAGCGAAUUUUGGAAGGCAGGGACGAUGAUAGUAAGAUCUUGGAUACAAAUGGGAAUUACAAACGGCGGUCGUCAAGCGAUGGCCAGAGGCCGUCUACUGUGCAGGACGAAGGCGAUGCACUGGUUUACAUCCAUCACGUACAAAAGCAGGAUACACUUGCAGGAGUGGUAUUGAGAUACAAUUGCCCCAAAGAGGUCUUUAAGAAGGCCAAUGGAUUGUGGUCGGAAGCCGGGUUGCCAUUUCGGAAAACAGUUGUCCUCCCCGUCGACGCUUGCGCGAUUAAGGGACGACCUUGUGACCCUCCUGAAGUUGAUCCCCCAUACCAAGGAAUUGACCUCCUAGCUCCGACAACGGGAAUGGAAGAGCAUCCUUUUACCAAUAGCGAUACUUGGCCACCGACGUCAGCAUCUUUGGAAAUGUCUGCAGAACGUUCCGAAGACGAUAAAAAACCGUGGACUCAUGUAAGAUGGGUAUUGAUUGAUUCCUCGCCAAACUCCAAACCCGUUGAGAUUGGAAGGAUGUCACAGAAAACUCUUGGAUACUUUCCUCCUCGCCGGCGAAAGAGUUUGCAUACUUCCGCCGUUUCUACCCCUCGUGGUUCUUUGGAUUUGAACCGCCUUUCUUUAUUAUCACAAUCCCCCCAUGACCCUUCUCUUAGCUCGGCCAGCAGUCCCUCCAGACGGACUAGUAAUCUUGGCCCACAAACCUCGCAACCUCUGAAUUCAAUCGCGAGUUAUUUUACCGCUUCCCAGCCUACUACUGCUCACGGUCACCGCCGUCGUGAGAGCGUGGGUGAAGCUGCGAAUCGACUUGGAUGGAUGCGAGGACCAGGUGGAGUAGGUACGCUUGGUAAAAAUGUACGCAGACCAGGACCCUCAAACGAUGGUCUGAACACCUGGGCGAACAAACACAUUCCGGGUCUUGCCAUUGACGAUCUGCCUAGCACCAGUCUCAUGGGCGCAGAGACUGCACAGUUUGGAUUCAGCGAUGAGCUUGCUGCCAUUGCCGAGGGCCCGAUUCAUGGCACUGCAAGUGAAACGACAACUCCGGGAAAUAUGGGCUUAGAGAAUGCUGCAGCUGCAGUGGAGGGAUUCUUUAGAAAGCUGGUCGUCAAAGGGCCAGGUACACCAAGACUAGGACCUCGGAGAGAAAGUGAUCUCAUUGAGCUGCUUGAUGGAGCUUCGAGUGAUGAUGGAAGGGGUUUCGAAAUCAGCCCUGGGAGGGUGAGGAGCUCAACACCUUUGGGAAGUGGAAGGGAAGACCUGGAAGGAGUGUUAAGGGGAAGAAGUUCAGCUGGGACUAAAGGGGGAAAGGGUGAUUGA
This is a messenger RNA of Hymenoscyphus albidus, 1935 nucleotides long. NCBI's taxonomy places the organism in Eukaryota, Fungi, Ascomycota, Leotiomycetes, Helotiales, Helotiaceae. The record is from the annotation of a GenBank genome assembly.